UGGCGUCACUCAGUUUAUUUUGAGCAGGCGCACAUAGUGGAUAAUAAUAUGUCCUCGGAUUCGAUAGCCUUCAGGGUUGCCCGCCCGGACGAAAUCGAUCUCGUCAGAGAUGUCUUACGGACUAUCUAUUAUCCGGAGGAAGCCAUCACCAUUUCCUAUGUGCACGGAAAAGAGCCGACUGUCGACGAUGAACGCUUCUCGCUAUCGUUCGUCGCACAAGGUAUGGUAGUAUUAGCGGAAGAUAAGAAUGCUAAGACGGUAGUUGGCAUUUCGGUUGCUGGUCCAAUCGAACCAGGAGAUCCGGAUCUAAUGAUUCAGGAAGCGGCCACAACGGAUACGAAAAAGUGGUCAGACAUUCUGAAGUUGUUGGCACUUUUGGAGCGCACAGCUGAUGUGUGUGGACGCUAUAAGUUAAGUAAAGCUUAUCAUGUGCACAUCUUAGCAGUGGACCCUGCGUACAGAGGCCAUGCGCUAGGUUUACGAUUGAUGCAAUUUCAGAUGGAGCUGGCGAAGAAUUUUGGUUUUGAAGCAAUUAGUGCAGAUUUUACUAGUGUUUACUCAGCGAAAAUCGCUGAUAAAUUGGAAAUGGAAAACAUCAGUCAGCUUUCGCUGGCCGAUUAUCGUGAUGAAAACGAAGAAAAGCUUUUCGAUCCUCAAGAAAUCCACAAAGUGAUAAAAACAUAUGUGAAAAUUUUACAGUAAAAACGCAUUUUGAAAAAAUAAAGAUGUUAUUACUUAAUAAGGUGAUACAGAGUCUUUACAUUUCAGAAUAGAACGAUAUGUGACAACACUAGUCUAAAAGGUAAAGUAACUAUAAGAAUAACAGAAUCAUUAUUCUAGAUUGUGAUGACCAGCGUUGCCACUAAGUUUUAAACAAAAUCUGGCAAAACGAAAAUAAAAAGUCUGGCAAAAAUCUAGCACUCAUUUUUAGUUAAAAUUCCUGGCAGAAUUGAAAGUGUUGGCCUUUUUUUGCUCUCGCCGGCUGUAAGUAGGUAAAGGCCAGCCACGGCCCAUCUCGCAGUAAUGAUCUUUUUGCAAGACGACGCGGAUGAAAUCAA
Molecule: messenger RNA, 1058 nt
Organism: Wyeomyia smithii (pitcher-plant mosquito)
Lineage: Eukaryota; Metazoa; Arthropoda; Insecta; Diptera; Culicidae
Exons: 1
Coding region: 49-702 (217 amino acids)
Molecular function (GO): N-acetyltransferase activity
Source: RefSeq, a predicted model, not a curated record